AUGUACUGUUGGUUCCCUAUGAUCGCCACUAUCUCCACAAUGAUAGGCGGAGUCUCGGUAUUUGACGAUCUCAUUGCCAGGUUGUCUGGCUUCGAAAGUGUCCAAGCCAUCCUGUUCUACAUUCACUUUUCGAGUAUAUCAGCCAAUCGCAAUUAUCGGAAGGUGUUGGAUCGUGACGAGAUUACCAAUGAAGCGCUACAGUUGCACUAUAAACUGUGCCCCAAAUGUCACGUCAUCGGGCUGUUCCUAUACGGACCCAACACCAGGAUCCGCUGUAUCGGGGCAGGGGCUGCUCUAGGAUACGAUCUUGCUUGCUAUCCUAGCUGGAACUCUUAUGCACGAUCGCUUCUGUCUUGCAUUUCUGGACCGCCGACACCCACAGAAGACGCGAAGAGUGGGGCAAGUCGGCCGACGUUAUCGAUAUGCAUACACAUGAUUGGAAAGAAAGAGCUCGGAGAGAGCGCCGAAGAGGGUAACGGAAACAUGUUGGCUGUUGGUAAAUACGGGUUUGCCGACAUGAGCCACGUACAGAAGGAAGAAUUCAGCCCGCAUUAUACGACACGCGAUCAGGGUUCCCUUACAACGCUACGGUUUCCGUCUCCUGUCGCAAUGAUGAACCCAUCUCUCCGAACAAAGGCAAUCCCUGCCGCCGCACAGGAUGUGCGGUUUCCCAACUUCUCCUGCCGCGCGGUAUCUGGCGCAAGGCGCUAA
This is a messenger RNA of Pseudovirgaria hyperparasitica, 711 nucleotides long. RefSeq lists its product as uncharacterized. The coding region runs from base 1 to 711 and encodes 236 amino acids. The record is from RefSeq and is a predicted model, not a curated record. NCBI's taxonomy places the organism in Eukaryota, Fungi, Ascomycota, Dothideomycetes, Acrospermales, Acrospermaceae. The transcript is spliced from 3 exons.